UUUCGAUUGAAGGAUACAUAAGAAAUAUUUACGUAUCUAAUAUACAAUUUAUUAAAUUUAGAUAUUAAAAUGGAAGUGACAAAAUGGAUGGUAUAUUUAUGUGUUUUUUGUAUAGCAGGUGUUGUCCAUUCACAGAUAGUAACACAGUCCAAUCUUAAUAACAUCGCUGAUAAUCUUGAAGUAAAAGUAGACGUUAUUAGAAAUUAUGACAACGGUAGUCUUCAUCUCAUCAAAGUAACAUUCAACAACCAGGCGUCCAAAUAUUUGUCGGGAUAUAACUGGAAAAUUUAUUUUUACAGUUUUUUCAUAGUUGAACCUAGUCACAUUCUAUCAAAAGAUGGUUUGUAUACUAAGCCAGAGGGAUACACUCUUCCGAAUGUCAAUCUCAAAUUAAUGCAUGAAAAUGGAUGUCUCUUUUCAAUGUCACCUACAUCCGAGUUUGUCGGGCUUCCACAUAAUAAAAAGAGGGAAAUUACUUUUUCUGCAGCCUUGUGGGCUAUUUCUAAAACAGAUUUUCCUCCAAACUGGUAUAUGACAGCAGAUGGGUUAGACGCACGUGUUAUCAGUAGUACUAAGGCGAAUUUCGUUGGUGAGUUUAAAAGUGACAAACAAUGGAAACGCAAGAAGGCAGAUAAAUACGAUCCAUAUUCUCCAAGGUUUCGUUAUCAUCGUUAUAAAACAACAAAUGCAAAUAUCCAGCAAAAAGUUGUUAUACCUACUCCUAAAGAAAUAACAAACCAGGACAACACCAAGUUACUUGAUGUGAGCGGUAAUGUGACAAUAGUACACAAUGGAUUCGAUGAAGAAGCUAAAUGUAUAACAGAUAAAUAUAACUUUGAUAUUGGUAAGACAGCUUCUACUAGUGGAGUCAAUAUAUAUUUGUCAAUUAAUAACUCAUUAUCAUCUAGUGAGGAAUAUACACUGUCUGUGAAUCCGUUAGCAAGGUGUGUCACCAUAAGCGGGAAGACAAAUACAGGUGUGUUUUAUGGCGUACAAUCUUUACUGAGUCUUCUGUCACAAGGUAUUAAUUUACCACAAAUGACGAUCAAAGACGAGCCUCGUUAUGAAUUCAGAGGGAUGUAUGUUGAUGUUUCAAGAAAUUUUAUUUCAAAGACAGUUCUGGAAAAAUUGAUGGACGCAAUGGCAAUGUAUAAACUGAACAAAUUACAUCUCCACCUGGCGGACGACGAAGGUUGGAGAAUUGAAAUCCAAGGUUUACCAGAAUUAACUCAGAUUGGGUCUAAACGAUGUCAUAGUGAAAGAGAUGGUAUCUGUUUGAUACCACAGUUAGGCUCUGGUCCUGAUACCACUACAUCCGGUUCAGGUUUUUAUUCCAUUCAAGAAUAUAAAGAUAUUUUAAGCUAUGCCAAAAAACGUCAUAUUGAAGUAAUUCCGGAAAUAGACACGCCAGGACAUGCACGCGCAGCUAUCAUUUCUAUGGAGGCACGCUACCGGAAGUACAAAAAUACAAAUGUUACAAAAGCUGUCAAGUACAGAUUAAUUGAUCCGGAUGAUACAUCUAAAUACCUAACGAACCAGCUUUUCAAUGAUAAUGCAGUUAAUCCUUGCAUUGACUCAACUUACGUUUUUAUUGAUAAAGUUGUUACUGAAUUAAAAGCCAUGCAUUCUGCUGCAAAUCACCCUAUGAAAAUAUAUCAUUUUGGGGGUGAUGAAGUUGCAAGAACUGCGUGGGUAAAUGUAACUAAAUGUAACGCUCAAAAUUUAACCGGAAACGCUGAAUCAAUAAGGAAAACAUUAAAGAACUAUUUCACUCAACGUGUCGCAAAUAUCACGUUUCAUCAUGGACUUAACAUGGCCGGAUGGGAGGAUGGGUUUAACGCUGGGGAUGGUAUGCCGUUUGAUAGAGGCAUGUAUCAGAACCAACACAUUUACAGUAAUGCCUGGGAUAAUGUAUGGGAAUGGGGAGAAGCCAGACGUGCCUAUAACUAUGCCAACGCUGGUUACAAGGUGAUAAUGUCACAUGCAACUCACCUGUAUUUUGACCAUCCAUACGAACCUGAUCCAGAGGAAAGGGGAUUGUAUUGGGCUACGCGAUGUACAGACUCUUACAAAACAUUUGGAUUUCAGCCGGAUAACCUAUAUCAGAAUAUAGAUGUAACCGUUAUGGGAGCUUCGAUUAGUAGAGCUGAUAUAUGCAAAACAAAUAACACUUGUCCUUCGCUGCAUAAAACUAAAAACAUAGCAGGAAUGCAAGGUCAUCUUUGGUCGGAGACCAUAUUAAAUGAAGAUAAUUUCUAUUAUAUGGUGUUUCCAAGGUUACUGGCCUUGGCAGAACGUGCCUGGCACAAAGCAUCAUGGGAGAAUGUUGUGGACGAAACAUUACAAAACAGUAUGAGGAAGAACGAUUGGGAUAACUUUGCAGAAACAGUUGGAAAAAGGGAGUUAAAGCAAUUGGACGACAUGGGAAUACAGUACAGAGUCCCUCCUCCAGGAGCAAGUAACGAAGAAGGCGAGAUCAAACUAAAUACUGUGUUCCCAGGACUGAAUAUAGAGUUUAGUACCGACAAUCAGAUUUGGGAGACAGGAACGAUACGAGACACAGAACCAACUGUUUUCUUACGAACGAAAUCUGCAGAUGGCAGAAGAACCAGUAGAGUCGUCCAGUUUAAAAUAAGAACCUCAACAGCAUGGAAUGUACAGUGGUCAAUUACAACAAUCAUGUUAUGCUCCUCUGUUCUGUAUAUAAGUUUACUCAGCCACCUACAUGGUAUAGGUUUAGUCUUAUUGUUUAAAGCCGUACGGUUGUCUUUGAUUGUUGACAUCCACUUCAUAAUUAUUGUGGAGGACAGAUGUCUCAUCGGCAAUAAUACAACAUCUCCUGAUUUUGGUUAUGUAAAUUCACAGAUAGCAACGCAAUCCGAUUUAGAUCAGAUCGCUUCCGGUUUGGACGUUAAAGUUGAUAUGGUGGAGAACCUUGAUGAUGGAAGUCGACAUCUCUUUAAAGUGACCUUCAACAAUAAGGCAUCAAAGUCUCUGUCAGGGGUCAACUGGAGAAUAUAUUUUUUCAGUUUUUUCAUAGUAGAAUCUAAGCACAUUCUUUCGGAAGAUGGUCUGUAUACUAAGCCAGAGGGAUAUACGCUUCCGAAUGUCAAUCUCAAAGUAAUGCACGAGAACGGCUGUCUCUAUUCAAUGACCCCUACAACCGGAUUCAAAGAGUUACCUCAAAAUGGAACGAGAGAAAUAACAUUUUAUGCCGCUAAUUGGGCUGUGUCUAAAACAGACAUUCCACCUAACUGGUACAUCACAGCAAACGGACUAAAUGCACGUGUUAUCGAUAGUACUAAGGAAGGAUUUGUUAAGGACUUUACAAGCGCCAAACAGUGGAAGCGAACAAAGGAUGAUAAAUACAACCCUUAUUCUCCACAGGCACGUUAUCAACGUUAUAAAACAACUAAUGCUAAUGUCCAGAUGAAAAUGGUCAUACCAACCCCAAAAGAAAUAACUAACCUUGACACAUCUAAACUGCUCGAUAUGACUGGAAAGGUGACAAUAGUUCACAGUGGACUGGACAAUGAAGCAUCAUUUCUUACAGAUAAAUAUAGCUUUGAUAGCAGUGUCAUCGCUUCGGCUAAUGGAGUCAAUAUAUAUUUGUCUAUAAACAGCACUAUACUUUCUGCGGAGGGAUAUAGUUUAACUGUGAAUCCGCCAGCAAAAACUGUUACCAUAUAUGGAAAGACAAAUGCUGGUGUGUUAUAUGGUGUACAGUCUCUUCUUAGUCUUUUGUCACGUGGUCUAAGUAUACCACAGAUGGAGAUUCGAGACGAGCCUCGUUUUGAAUUCAGAGGAAUGUUUAUUGAUGUUGCAAGGAAUUUUGUUUCAAAGACUGUUCUUGAAAAACUGAUGGACUCAAUGACAAUGUAUAAACUGAAUAAAUUACAUCUCCACCUGGCGGACGACGAAGGGUGGAGAAUUGAAAUCAAUGGUUUACCAGAAUUAACCCAGGUUGGCUCUAAACGAUGUCAUAGCGAUACUGAAGAUGUUUGUUUGAUACCACAAUUAGGCUCUGGUCCUGAUACCACUACAUCCGGUUCAGGUUUUUAUUCCAUUCAAGAAUACAAAGAUAUUUUAAGCUAUGCUAAAAAACGCCACAUUGAAGUAAUUCCGGAAAUAGACACACCAGGUCACGCACGCGCAGCUAUCAUUGCUAUGGAGGCACGCUACAGAAAAUACAGCACCUCAAAUAUGAAUGAAGCGGAGAAGUACAGAUUGAUAGAUCCAGAUAAUGAGUCAAAAUUCUUAUCUGUACAAUAUUUUAAAGACAAUGCAGUAAAUCCGUGCAUUGAGUCAACUUAUGUUUUUAUUCAAAAAGUAGUUUCUGAGUUAAAAGCCAUGCAUACUGCUGUUGGCCAUCCAUUGAACAUAUAUCAUUUUGGAGGCGACGAGGUUGCAAAAACUGCAUGGGUAAAUUCAACAAAAUGCGACCAACUUAAUUUUAAUUUUUCCGGAGACGCUGCAUCAAUCAAUAGCGAAUUAAAGAACUAUUUCACUCAACGCGUAGCUAAUAUUACUUUUACUCAAGGACUUAACAUGGCUGGUUGGGAGGAUGGGUUCAACGCGGGAGAUGGCUUGCCGUUUAAUAUAAGCAUGUAUCAGAACCAACACAUCUACAGUAAUGCCUGGGAUAAUGUUUGGGAAUGGGGAGAAGCCAGACGUGCGUAUAACUAUGCCAACGCUGGUUACAAGGUGAUAAUGUCACAUGCAACUCACCUAUACUUUGAUCAUCCAUACGAGCCUGAUCCAGAAGAGAGGGGAUUGUAUUGGGCCCCUAGAUUUACCGACUCUUACAAAUCAUUUAGAUUCCUUCCUGAUAACUUAUAUGAAAACAUAGAUGUAACUCGAAUGGGUGUUCCACUUAGUAAAUCUGAAGUUUGUGGUGCAAAUAACAAGAAAUGUCCUGCUUUACAAAAACCAGAAAACAUCGCAGGAAUGCAAGGUCAUCUUUGGUCAGAGACGGUGUUGAGUGAAGACAACUUUUAUUAUAUGAUAUUUCCCAGAUUACUGGCCUUGGCAGAACGUGCCUGGCACAAAGCAUCCUGGGAGAGUGUUGCUGACAAAACAAAACGAACCAUGGAUAUGGACAAUGAUUGGGAUAGUUUUGCGUUAACAUUAGGCACGAAUGAGUUGAACCGAUUAGAUAGCAUUGGAAUAAAUUAUAGAGUCCCUCCUCCAGGGGGAAGUCUUGACGGUGACGAGGUCAAAACUAACACAGCCUUCCCAGGACUGAGUGUAGAGUACAGCACCCACUCUCAGACGUGGAAGAGUGGUACGAUACCAUACACUGGAUCAAAUGUGUACCUAAGAACAAAAUCUGCAGAUGGCAAACGAACCAGUCGAGUUGUCCAGUUUUCUCCAAUAACAUCGUCCGCUCAGCUGACACAGAUGUCUUUUAAAACAGUUAUAUUGUGUUCGGUUUUUCUAUAUAUAUUUCUACUCAAGGAUUAAUAAAAUAUGUUUCUCCUUGCAAAUUUUACAAUCGAUUGUAUGUUGUUUAUUACUUUUAUAUUAAAGUUCUUAGUUUGUG
Messenger RNA from Mytilus trossulus (common blue mussel), 5542 nucleotides. RefSeq lists its product as uncharacterized. The record is from RefSeq and is a predicted model, not a curated record. The coding region runs from base 70 to 5463 and encodes 1797 amino acids. NCBI's taxonomy places the organism in Eukaryota, Metazoa, Mollusca, Bivalvia, Mytilida, Mytilidae. Gene Ontology annotation, molecular function: beta-N-acetylhexosaminidase activity; polysaccharide binding. The transcript is spliced from 16 exons. Gene Ontology annotation, biological process: glycosaminoglycan metabolic process; carbohydrate metabolic process. Gene Ontology annotation, cellular component: membrane.